Messenger RNA from Osmerus eperlanus (European smelt), 1289 nucleotides. It is a transcript of the gene msrb2, whose product is annotated as methionine sulfoxide reductase B2. NCBI's taxonomy places the organism in Eukaryota, Metazoa, Chordata, Actinopteri, Osmeriformes, Osmeridae. The transcript has 5 exons. Gene Ontology annotation, cellular component: cytoplasm. Gene Ontology annotation, biological process: response to oxidative stress; protein repair. Bases 158 to 724 code for a protein of 188 amino acids. Gene Ontology annotation, molecular function: peptide-methionine (R)-S-oxide reductase activity. The record is from RefSeq and is a predicted model, not a curated record.
AACCAGGUCUCAGAGGACAUAACUGACAACUCAUAACCGGACGGUAACUUGCUGCAGGGUUGAAAGUCUCCCAUCAGCGGAGACAACAGACGCUCAGUCCGCGUCUGACGGCACAGGGCUGCACUUGACUCCGAAAGCGCGUGAAUCGACAGAGAACAUGUCCGGUCUCGUAGUUCGACUCUCCAGAGUGAUUUCUCAAAGUGCGGUCGCCAAGUCUGCAUUGUUGCCCAAGAGAAUCCCAGCCUUCCGCCGUCGUGUCUUCACAAGUGCAGGCUUGCAGUCUCUGACUCGCUAUGAUGAGACAACAGACUGGCAGAAGAAGCUCUCUCCAGAGCAGUACGUAAUCACGAGGGAGAAGGGCACCGAAGUGCCCUUCAGUGGAAUCUACCUGCACCAUAAUGACGUGGGAAUGUACCACUGUGUGUGCUGUGACUCUCCCCUCUUCAGUUCGGAGGCUAAGUAUGACUCUGGUACGGGGUGGCCAGCGUUCACAGAGGCCCAUGGAGCGUGGGGGAGAGACGAGAGCCACGCCUCCGUCAUCCGUCGCCCCGACAACAGUCUGGGCAGCGCUGGGACAGAGGUUCUGUGUAAACAUUGUGAUGCCCACCUUGGUCAUGUGUUUGAGGACGGGCCGGACCCCACAGGCCAGCGGUUCUGCAUCAACAGCGCAGCCCUCACCUUCAAACCUCGAGAACAGAGCCCCUCCAAUGAUGCAGACCAGUAGAGGCCCCACAUUGUUGAGACACGCCCCCACACCAUCGAGACACACCCCCUGGAGGAACACCUCACUCAGACCCCCAGAACUAAACUCAACCCCCUGGUCUAACCCCAAACCUGGGCCCUCCCUUAACCCUCCAGCUUAGCCAGGGCUUCCUGUAACACUGUAUAUGAAGUUGAGAGGAAGAGGGCUCGGAUGAUUUUGUGUAGCCCUUAAUCUACAGUGUUUCUGUGUGUUUCAGUGUAACUGUCUUAACCUACAGUGUUUCUGUAAGAUAGGUUCAUCUGAAUGUAAUGUAUUCUUUAGCAGACGCUUUUAUCCAAAGCGACAAUAUGCAACCUCUUGAUUUGCAGUCAUAUGUUCUCCCACUGAGCAGCCCUGAAUCUAGACGUUUUAGAGUUUGUGUAACCAGGAUCUGGGUCGAGGACCUCUGUGUCAUCCAGUCCACCUGACCCAGCCCGCUGCUGACCAGCAGAGCAGGAGCUCUCCUCUGCUGGGAGACACAGCCCACUCUUCCCUCCUCUCUGGGCACUUCAAAAUAAAGGCCAUUUUGUCAAUAAAUAAAACUAUC